AGUGGCACUAGUACAGUUCGAUUCCAGAGGGAAUGACUCUGAAAAGCCGGUUAUUUUUACUGAAUAAAACGCAUACAGCGCGACCUGUAAACUAUAGUUCGAAUCCCGCUGGAUUAACUCUGAGAGUCGGUUCUUUUCACUGAAUCAAACACAUACAGCGCGACUUGUAGUUUCUCGAACGAAUAAUUUAUGAGAAGAUUUUCGACCAAGUCCUCAUGGAACUCGAACAAACCGUUUUUCCCCAUAUUAACCGCAAAACGUAAUGUAGCCUAUACUAUAUAAGCUAUAAUAAUUCGGAACAUGUAAAAACCCAUACAAAAUUCCUCAAGAAAACCUAGUUUGAAAAUGCAUUUUAGGACCACAGACUGACCAGUUUUAUUGCAUUGGAAAUUUUUCUUUUCUUUUUUUUUUUUUCUCUCUCUCUCUCCCUUAAGUACAUAAAGAGUCGUUAAGGAACCGGAAUAGUUAAAUGUAUCACGAUCUCCAUCCCUUCUCCCCACAUUGUGAGUGUGUGCGCGAGUUUGUGUGUGUGCGCGCGUGCUAGAGGAGGGAGAACUCGACUCUGAAUCCAGCCACGAAUCACGGAGAAUGUGCGCGAAACGCUUCACUGCUGUUCUCUGUAACUCCACAGGGCAGAUUCUGUAUGAUUUGACGCGAACUGGUUUGGGAACGUCGGAGUGACAUUGAAGAAGGCGCAUUUCUGAAGAGCCAGAACCGAACCUCCGUCUCGAGCUCAUCUACAGUCAGCAUCCGUACAUUCUGGACCUGUUACCACUGACCAUUUCACCCUGUGUGGAUACUUCUCCAGACCGCAGAGGAUUUGCGCAAUUUCCAACGGACCAAAUUAUGACUCAUUUUACUUUGCUUGGAUGAGUUUUCCAUCAAUUUGAUUUGCUUUGCUUUUUAAUUAAAACACAUAUUAGCCUGUAUUGUUAAAUAUUAAAUUGGGCAAGUACCCGUUCAAUAAUGACUUUUUAAUGCCCCUCCCAGCAAAUUAAAUAUUUGAAUGCGUUUUAUGAGAUGCGUAAUAUGGAAACCACUGCGCGUAAAUUCACGUCGGAUUAACUCUCUCUUCGCUUCCCGGCCGCAUUCCCGUGAAAAUCUAUGGAAGUAGCCGAGUUUGCUUUGAACUUGCUCUAGGCUGGGUGCCGGGAGUAUUUUCUGCGGGACGUAGUGAGGAUGCAGUCGGGGAUGCGGGCGCUCUGUGCCGGCGGAGGCGCGUCUCUCUGCUGCCUGCUCAUGCUGUGGAUGAUCUACACCCACAUCCUGAAAGAAGGUCAGUUGGCAGUAGGCACAUGUGAGAUAGUGAUGUUGAAUAGAGACAGCAGUCAACCCAAGCGCACUAUCGCCAGGCAGACAGCCCGCUGUGCCUGCCGGAGAGGACAGAUCGCUGGCACCACACGGGCCCGACCAGCAUGCGUGGACGCCCGGAUAGUGAAAAGCAAGCAGUGGUGUGAGAUGUCCCCGUGUUCAGAGGGUGAGAUCUGCGGACUGCUCUUCAAUCGCUCCGGAUGGACCUGCACCAAAGGCGGAGGCCGCAUUAAAACCGUCACGCCUCUGCCCAAGGAGCCAUCCUAAAGGACUUCAGUUUGCCGUGAGGAGGUUUGCUGACAUUCACAGGAGCGACGCCAAACAGGAAUCAUCCAUCAGCCCCCACACAUUUGUGUCCAUCCUCUCAUUUCGGAGCUAAAGAUAUCAGCUGCCCCUCUCCCCGUCACCCUCCAACAGGAAAUGGAAUCCAUGCGCCAUGGUUGCAGUCAGUCAAGCGUCUCUACAGUUACAUGCAAGUCAUCGAGUCCCAGCAGUCACCAUCGUCUCACAGCUGGGGACACGCAACAUUUUCAAUCAAACCUUGACAUAAUUGAACUGUUUAAGUUUUGAUCUCAAAAUACAUUAGCUAGGAGAACAUUUCACUCGCUUUCCAUCCAGUUAAACCGUCAGAGGAGACUGUUCACGCACCUUUCAGACUAAGAUUACGUAAGUUCCUCGCAAAGAGCGGGGAGGCUGUUGCGUAAGAACCGCCUCGAAGGACCCCAACUGCGUCUUCAGAGCAAGGACAUGUCGUCGAUGAAAGGCCAAGGAUGUGCAGAGACCUUAAAACGUACCGCAGAGCUCAGGUCUCUCUGUAAAAGGACGUGUUUUCCUAUGGAAUUGAGAAGCAGCAGAUGACUGAUGUAUCUUGUAGAUUUGACCUCACGCGGUUUGACCAUAUGGAUUGUGUGCUGUUGAGCUCUGUCUGAGAAUGGCAAUGCACUGAUGCCGUCAACUCUAAUCAUGGCUGAUUUAAAGAUUAGCAAACAAUGUGUGGAUGUCAUCUGUCCCUUCCUCUCUGGGGCGUCUCUUUCACUCUCUGCUUUAAAUGUCUGUCUCUAAUGGAUAUAUCAUUUUUAUUGAUACUUUAUUUUGACUGUAAAUUGACAAUUGCGAUGGAGUGUUGACCUAGAUAGGAAAUAAAGGGUGUGUCCAUGUAAAUGUGCACUUGCUUUGGGGACUCUCUCUAUAUCGGGGGCUGUGCUGAUUUGCUGCUUAAAGUCAAUGUGAAAACAUAAUGCAUAUUUAGUUUCGUAAUAAAUGGUCCUGGUUUAUUUGUGAAUGAUUCAUUGGUGCAAUCACACUACCUAUCAAAAUUUGUGGUCAGUAAUAUUGUUUAACAUUUUUGAAAGAAGUCUCUCACUCACCAAAGGCUGCAUUUAUUUGAUCAAAAAUACAGAAAACUUACAAAUAAAUGUAUUCUUGUAAUGGUAAAGCUGAAUUUUCAGCAUCAUUAAUCCUGUCUUAAGUGUAACAUGAUCAUUAGGAAAUCAUUUUAAUAUGAUGAUUUGCUGCUCAAGAUUUUAUUUUAUUUAUUUAUUUUUAUCAGUAUGGAAAACAGUUGUGCUGUUUGAUAUUUUUCUGAAAACCGAGAUUUUUUUUUUUGUAUUUAUUUUUUUUUUUCCGGGAAUUUAUUCAAGUAAAAAGUUCAAAAUAAAUUAGCAUUUAUUUGAAAUAGAUAACAAUGUAAAAGUCUUUACUGUCACUUUUGAUCAAUUUAGUGCACCCUUGCAAAUUUAAAGCAAAAGAUUUUAAAAAACAAAACAAAACAAAAAAACACUCACUGACCCCCAAACUUUUAAACGGUAGUUUAAAUCUAAAAAUCUUUAUUUUUAUAUUCCUUUAUUAAAACAUAACUCUUAAAAACACUUCUGUUGUUGAAGAAAAUUAAUAUUAGCCAAUAAAAUCAUAUUUUUGCAUGAUCCAAUCAGAUUCCAAUAGGAUGAAUAAUCCUAUCAUGUAUCGUUUUUCUCACCAAAUAUUCUGUUGAACUCAGAAAUGCAUAAAAAUUAAGUUAAAUACUUUGUAAAUGCUGAUUCAUAUCGUCAAAAAGUCUAAAUUAAUCGACUUGGUAAACAUUCUUAUUGUGCACAAUUCAUUCAUGUUAAUUCACCUCUGAAACAUCUUUUCUUUGGUUGAUGGCACUUAAAUCUCAAAAAAAAAAAAAAAAAAAAUGGUGGUGUUUCUGGUGUUGAGUAAUCCUUCUAAAUAGACUGCAAAAGCUAGCAUUUCACCAUCCAAUUAAAUUCCAGUGGCUAAAAUCUACAUUAUUUCCUUGGAAUAUUCAGUUUCGUUUUGGAAAUGCAUCAAGAUACAUCACAGAAAUACAUGGUAGAACUUAUAAUGCAAAACAAAUGCUGGUUCAUGUUGACUUCAAGUAUGUGAAAGAUAUAUUUUGUGUUAUGCUCUUUGUUUCCUCUAAUACUGAGGCAGUCUGCUUUUCACAAAUACGCCGAUCUAUUGUCAAAUUGGUUCUCCUCGUGGCCAGUGGAGAAGAUGAAUCCAUAUGAUGGAUGUAACUGGUUGCAUAUAGCAGCAAAAGUCCCAUAAGAUGAAAGAGCGAAAGAAUAUGGUCACUUUCAGUGAACAGUAGUAAUUCAUCAGUCUCAUGGGCUAGGCCCAGCUCCCUGAGUUGUGAAUUUUAAUGGUGUUUUUAUGGUUCCUAAUAAAGUCUGUUAUGCUUCUGGCAAAUAUGCAGAGCACGACAUUGCUCGCUUCCAAUUACUGAGAAACUCAAGGAGAUUCAGUGUUCAUUCGUUAUGGCGUAUAGUUAUUUAGGAAUAACAGGACUAUCUCUCUCAUGGAUUCUCUCUCUACCCAUGCAUGUGGAGUUCUGUGUUCUGUAAGCUGUCCAGAUCCACUCCAGGUUUUCCAUUUCCUGCUCCUCGCUCGAUCCACACUCACUGGUGAGAGAAUCCGAGGGGUCAAGGUUUGGCUGGUCAGCAUGGUCCAGUUUUCCCCUGUUGGUGGACAUUGUAACUUUUUUUUUUUCAUUGACAGCCAUUUAAAAUUCAAGCAUCAUUCAAAUAGUAAAUAUUGCAGUAAGACUUUAAAAUAAGGUUUCAGUUGUAAACUACAUCUAAUGCAUUAACUAACAAUGAGCAAUACAUUUGUUACAGUACUUAAUCUUUGUUAACCUAAGUUAAUACAAAUACAGCUGUUCAAUGUUAGUCCAUGUUAGCUCAGUUCAAUUAAAUAACACUAAUAUAUACAACUUUUGAUUUUAAUAAUGUAUUAGUAAAUGUUGGAAUCAACAUUAGCUAAAAAAUGCUUUAGAAGUAUUUUUCGUACUUAAACUAAUGAAAUAUUACAUAUUAUAUUAUGUAUUAUAUUUUUCUGUGUGCUGCCUUUGAGGGCACAUAGUCAAUAAUUAAGUUUGUUUCUGGUUCAGUGUAAAAAAUACAUUUUUUGAAAGCAGCUGAUAUAUUAAACCUUUAAAUAAUAUUUCAUUGUAGUUGAUAUUUUAGCAAUGCCAGUUAUUUUUUUGUGAAAUUGGCUUCUUAUUUUAUCAUAUUAAUUAUAUAAUAAUAUUUAUUCUAUUUUUCUUUCUGCUGCCUUUGACAGCACAGCACAUAGAAAAAUUAAAAAGAUAUUUCAAGUUCAUAAGUUUGUAAUUAUGCUUGUUUUGACCUUCUCAUAAUUCAGAUUUUAUACCUCAUAAUUGUUUUGUACUGUAAUUGAGAAUGUUUAAAAUUUUUGAUUCUCAUAAUUCAAACUAUAUAUUCAUUGAAAUAAUUUCUCAUAAAAUGAACAGUACAUUUGUUUUUCAUGACUUUUGUUCCUUCAAAACAGGCUUCAAUACACACAGGCUCUCCUUAAAUUUUCACUAAACAUUUUGCAAUAAUAUUUCACAAUCAUAAUUUCUUUCAGAAUCUUAAUAGCCUAUUAAUACUGUGUUUAACACAGGGAGGUAUCGGAGUGAUCCUGGAGCAGUCCCAUUUUCAGUGAAACAUUCCUCGCUUCAGGCAAAAAUCACACAACUGCGCUGCUUCUUCGCAUUGCUGUCUAUGACAUUAUCCCUGAAGUGCUGUUGUUAUAGGGUGAUGUUUACUGCUCUGACAGCAUUCUUUUACAUUUCAGAUGACAUCCCAGUGAGAUCCUGCAAGACCUCAAGGCUUCUGCCUCCACUGUACCUGUGAUUUAUUAUUUAUCAAUAGGAACAACCACAUUAAUGGCCAGAAAGCCCGCGAUCUUAAUUUUACUUGGACAUUGGCAUCUAUUCCUGUGAUUCCUAGGUGACAUUUAUGUACAUAUUUGCUCAUCGUGAACGGUGCUUGCGGUUAUGGGAUCAAUAAGGCCAUAACAUCAAAUCACAAGUGCAGAACGGUCCUGAGAGGUUGCGUUAUUACGGCAAUAUCUCUGCCGUUGGCCUGCUAUAUCAAGUUCCAGUACACCCAUAUGAUCUAUUCGUCAGUGCUAACCAUGAAGGAAGCCAUCACCUGUCACAUUCUCAUGACUUAAACCAACAUGUGGCUGCGGUGCGUGUAAUUCCCAUGUAUUUUCUACCAGAACUUGAGCGUGUUCUGUGGGGUGCUGAUGUUGAAAGAGUUGAGGAUGAGCUGCAUCACUCUUCCAAGGCCUUUCUGGUAGUUAUCCACCCUGAGGCAUCUGUCAUUAAGUCUAUAUAAUACAAGCGUAAUUGGGGUUUAUGCCCGGAUUAAGAGAUCGUUACACUUAAUUACGACGAAUCACGAUGCUCUAAGAUGUCUGGGCCAGAAGAUAUAAAACAGACGAUAGUGUGAGAAUGAAUGAACCAUGCAAGGGCAUAAUUAGCAUGUUUUGUCAUCUUUAAGAUCCUGAUAUUAAAAUUACAUGCACAGGAUUUUGUAAUCCAUGCAAACAAUUUUGAGCACUCAAAAAUUACAUUUUAAUAGCAGUGCAUUAAAGAAAUGGUUCACCCAAAAAUGAAAAUUUGCUGUUAAUUUACUUACCCUCAGGACAUCCAAGAUGUAGGUGACUUUCUUUCUUCAGAACAUUAAAGACGAUUUUUAGCUGUAUCUAUGGUCCUUGGUGAUACAUAAAGUGCAAGUCAAUGGGUUCCGGAUUCAGUUCUUGAUGAUAAAAUGAGAUCUUUACACUGGAUUUAGUUCACAAAUGUAAUUUCACCCACAUACGUCAUCAUGAGACAAAGCUUACACUCCAGGACCAUUUGCUUGAGGCUGUUUAUUAUUGGUAAUAAUGCUGUAAAUAAUGUUCCUUUUCGUGCACAGACCGAUUGUUUCACUUCACAUGAUCUCAAUAUAUCAUCAGGAGGACCAUGGAUUCAGCUAAAAAUCAUCUUUAAUGUUCUACUGAAGAAAGAAAGUCACCUACACCUUGGAAGGCCUGAGAGUGAGUAAAUUAAUAGUUAAUUUUUAUUUCAGGUGAAGCAUUCCUUUAAUAUCAAUGCAAAUUUGAAUUUUUUGGGUGUAUUAUUCCUUUAAUAAAAAUGCAAAAUGUAAUUUAAAGUUUAAAUUACAUUGUCAAGUCACCUUUAUUUUUCUAGCGCUUUAUAAAAACGAGAUUGUGUCAAAGCAGCUUCACAGUAUUAAACAGUGUUAUAAGAAUCAAAGAUGCUAACUUCAAAUAUGUGACAAAUUCUGCUGUUCAGAACAAUAAAGUCAUUAUUCACCUCAA
Messenger RNA from Onychostoma macrolepis, 6927 nucleotides. It is a transcript of the gene tafa5l, whose product is annotated as TAFA chemokine like family member 5, like. Bases 1180 to 1578 code for a protein of 132 amino acids. Lineage: Eukaryota; Metazoa; Chordata; Actinopteri; Cypriniformes; Cyprinidae. The transcript is spliced from 5 exons. The record is from RefSeq and is a predicted model, not a curated record.